AUGGACCACUUCAAUGCGACUGUCCAAAAGGACGGCGCCCUCGUGUCGACCCGCCGCGGCCUGCAGGUCACCAAGCACAAGUACCACGGCAUUUCGUUUGUCAACACAUCUGGCCCGGCCCAACCCUCAGGCUCGAGUGUUGGCGCGAGCGGCAAGAAGAAGGGCUCAAAGCACAAGGCCGCAGGUUCAACGUCCACUUUCUCAGCCUUCUCGACUCCUGCCGCGAACCCCGCGCCCCCCGCGUCUUCGGGAUUCUCGACCUUCUCUACAUUCUCGCCGCCGGCCGCCACCCCGAGCGGCACCGACAAACACAGUGCAAUUACGCGGGACAAAGACGCCUCUUCUUCCGCGGCGACCAGCGCCACCACGACUACUUCCACCGCAAAGGCACCUCAGAAGAGCGCGCUCAAUGGAGGCGCAGACCCGGCAAACCCGUCAAAACCACUGGUGCACCGGUGGAAGCUGGUCACGAAGCCGGCAGCCCAGAAAGCGAAGCGUGAAAGCAACGCCGCCGCCGCCUCCAGUGGACAGAAGCAGCGCCCACGCCCAGCCGUAAACACCGACACCGCACCCGCCUCCUCCGAUCGUCAUCCCUCGCCCGCGCUCUCCGACACCGCAUCCUUGUUCAUGUCAACGUCGACACCCGGCGAGUCGGCCACUUCGUUCCCCUCACCCUUUGCUUCACCCUUCCUCACGUCGCCCGGCUCCGUCGCUGAAAGUACCGUCAGCGGAAACUCUGGGCUUGAAUCUCUCUCGCCUCUCUCGAAUCCUACCUCCAUGUUUGACGGAAUGGGCCUGUUUGCGCCAGACGACUGGGAGGCCGAAUACAUCUCGCCUAGCGCCGCUGCCCUGCGCACCAGCUAUCAGCAGAACCGUGCCGCCGGCGCGGCAGCAAAGCGUCGAAAAGGCAGCAGCACAUCCUAUGCGGAGAGCAAGGCUCGCAAGGCCCGCAUCACCGCCCUCGCCAACAGCUACCAGCAGGUCGCCCGCAGCCUGCCCACCUGGACCAUGUGCCACGUCCCGCAGCUCAACAAGUUCGAGCAGCGCCUCUUCCACCAGUUCUUCCAGCUCAUCCCGCGCAAGCUCUAUCCCUUUGAGGACCUCCUUCAGUACAACCCCACGCGUUCGAGCGAGUUCUACUGGAUGGUCGUACAGGACCGCGCCGCCGUGCGCUGUGUGCUGCUGUGCGGCGCCAUGUUGCGCGCCGUUCUUGGCGGCGCCAACACGUCCGACGAGCUGGCCCUGGAAGUGUCGAAUGUCUGCCGCAUCGUCAACCAGCAGCUCGCCCUCCAUCAAAAGGAGCAUGACAAGCACGCCGAGACGGCAAAUAGCACCGGUGGCGACAGCGACGACGACGACAACAACGCCGACAGGAUGCAGCUGGCCGCACCAUUUCGCUCGUCUCCAUCUCCGUCGCCCUCGCCCCCGGCAUCACCCUCCUCGGCCAGCAGCCACCGCCGCCGCCGCCGCCACCACGUCAUCCCGGAGAUGACACUCGAGUGCAUUACGACUCUUGCUCUCAUGGGUGGCUCCACGGGACGCUACGAUCACUGGCACCUGCACAUGCAGGCUCUCAGCAAGAUGGUGGAGCUGAACGGUGGCCGGCGGUUUAUCAAUGAGGUCCGGCCGGCCCUGCUUUUCAAGAUGCGCAAGACCGACCUCAAGGGUGCCAUGUCCCUCGCCAUCCGCCCGUACCUGCCCUUCGACACUCGCAGGUUCCCCAACAUUUCCGACACCGUCCUGCUCGACGUCACGCGCCAGGACAUUCGCGCCUCCGCCUCUGCACUCUUUGCGAACCCUGCCUCCCCCUGUGGCGUCGCUCCUGUCGUCAGUCAGACCCUGGCCGCGCUGUGUGUCUUUGUCCAGGCCGUCCAGCUGGUGCGUGAUCUGGCCAGAAGCACGGCACCCCUACCCCUCGACCCGUACUGUUUCUCGGAAGAGCUGUACUGGCUGCAGCACCACCUCGUAUCUCAGCCGGGACCACUGCGGCAGGAUGUCACACCACAGGAUGCGGCCGCUGCACACGGCGCCGCAACGGCGGCCAUACAGGCCCAACCGACGCUGACAGCGUCAUCCCCAACGUUGUCUUCGUUCCCAUCACCGUCUAUAUCCACGGCUUCGGCCCCAUCGCAAGCGCCCCGGCCCAAUACACUGCUACCCGUCGACACCAGCCGCCUUCAGACGGAGAGCUACGUUCGCAACCACCGCGUCCCACUAGCCGCUCUGUACAUUAUCCCCGCCCCUGCCGCCACUCCGUCGUCGCCCACCUCCACCUGCCUCGAGCCCGCUAUGCGCAUUGGCGGCAUCCUGUACUUGAAAGAAUUUUUCCCUGAUUUCCCCCGCAACCUCGGCGGCUACGCUAUCCUGCUGCACCUGCUGCGCUGGCACCUAGGCGAGGGUGACGUGUUUGAUGUGUCUUUGUUGACGAACCGGUCCGCACGCGCCCUGCUCUUGUGGAUCUGCCUUGUCGGUGACACCGUGUCACGCCUGGCCAACAACAACGAGGAGCGCAGGAACCCGGUCGAGCAGUACGACCGGCGCGUCUUCCGGGACCGCCUGGCGGACCUGGUGAGAACGAGCCCUGUUGUCGAAGGCACAUCACCAUCCGCCGUGGCUAUGACCGAUGUCGAUGCCCUAAGUACACUCAACCUGUCGGCCAUGGACGGUGUCGACCGUUUGCCCGAGAGCGACUGGGCACUGUGCCGCCUGCUCGACCUCGGCAAGAUUGAGCAGCUGGGCGAGUGGAAUGACCGGCAGGCCGUGCUCAAUAUUUUACUUGAAGGGGGCGUCUUCGACUUGUAA
Sporothrix brasiliensis 5110 is the source of this 2802-nucleotide messenger RNA. RefSeq lists its product as uncharacterized. The transcript has a single exon. The record is from RefSeq and is a predicted model, not a curated record. NCBI's taxonomy places the organism in Eukaryota, Fungi, Ascomycota, Sordariomycetes, Ophiostomatales, Ophiostomataceae. The coding region runs from base 1 to 2802 and encodes 933 amino acids.